CAACUCAACUCAGCGUUCGAAUUCCGAAACUCUAUAAUAUCUGUUUGAUUUUUCUUUUUACACUUAACACUCUCAACUUUCUUUCCAACAAUUUUCUCGCCGAUUUACUUCCCGCCAAAACACACUGUAUUCCCUUCGGCGCCGCUUCACCGAUCCUCGCGCCUGUCCUCCGUGUCGGAACUCUCUCUGCCUCCUCAUUUCCGUCAGUAGUAGUCUAGGGAAAUUGUUUGAUAAACAUUUCAAGUGAAUAGAUUUCCACUUGCAAAACUUAAAGCUUCUAGCUCGGCCGAUGUCAUGAAUACAGAAGAGAAAGAUACGAUUGGCGGAGAAUCUUCCCUUCAUUUUCCCACACCCGAUGGCAACUCUGAUCAUUUGCUUCAUUUACUCUAUGCUUUAGAUUCACAAGGUUGGCCUUUGCUCUCUCCUCUGAACGUUCAGUUGCAUAAGUGUGACAAAUGUACUCGAGAGUUUUGCUCCCCCAUGAACUAUAGAAGACAUAUUCGUGUAGAUCAUAGGAAGAAAAAUCCUGAUAAGGAAUUUACAAAAAAUAGGGAUCUUUUAGAAGCAUAUUGGGAUAAGCUCUCUGCAGAAGAGGCAAAGGAAGUUAUAUCAUUGGAAAAUGUGGUGCUGGAGGAAGUUCCGGGUUCUUCAAUUUUAAAAUCAUUGAAAACUCUUGUUCUAAACCAAAGGUUUUAUUCAUUUCCUCCGCAUUAUCUGAUGGCUGGUACUGUCCUUUUGGAUAUUCUUCAAGCUAAAUCUUCCAGCUUUCCUAUAUCUUCCCAAGUGUUGUUCAAUAUUCUUGAUGAGGCCAGUGAAAAAACAUUUUUAUGCGGAACAGCGGAGUCAGUGCAAAGAUAUGUAUUUGUUGGAGAUGCGGGAAAGAAUGGUCUUGAACUGAGAAACAUAAUUGCUUUCACAAGUUUCCUGCUAGAACAAAAAUUGGUGAAGGCGUGGCUUACUGCCAAGGAAGCCGAAGCACUUAGGUGUCAGAAGCAAUUGGUGGAGGAGGAAGAAGCUUCUCAGAAAAGACAAGCUGAGAUUUUGGAGAGGAAACGCCAGAAGAAGCUUAGACAAAAAGAGCAGAAAGCUAGGGAACAAAGACACAAAGCUGAGGCAGAAAUUAACGGCUAUAUUGAGAGUGCUGUAAAGGCUUUAUCACUGACCGAAGCAUCUUUAGAAACGCCCAAUUUUGAAGCUCAUAAUCCGAAUGCAUUUUCAGACAACGUAGCUUCACCUGUACCUCCCCAAUAUAUUGACACCAAUAAGGAAAUAAAUGAGGAUACUCGUUCGGAGUAUGAUACUAUCGCUGAUCAGAAUCUUGAGAGAUGGUCUGAAGCUGAUGACUUGCAUACAGACCAGAUUUCUCCUCUUCCAAACCUUGAAGUCAAUCAGAAACAUGAAGCUCAUAAUCCGAAUGCAUUUUCAGAUAACGUAGCUUCACCUGUACCUCCCCAAUAUAUUGACACCAAUAAGGAAAUAAAUGAGGAUACUCGUUCAGAGUAUGAUACUAUCGCUGGUCAGAAUCUUGAGAGAUGGUCUGAAGCUAAUGACUUGCAUACAGACCAGAUUUCUCCUCUUCCAAACCUUGAAGUCAAUCAGAAACAUGAAGCCAACAAUGAUAACAAGGCAUCAGCUAUUGGUCGUGGUAGUGAAGUAUGGAGUCCAAAGUCUGAAGAGGAAAUUGACAAGGUGGUUUUAAAAACCACACAAGAGAAAAAACCGGACCAACUUAAGAACCAAAUUUUGAUAGGAUCUAUACCUGUUAAUAUUGACAAUUGCAAACAAUCAGAGGGUAAUAUGGUGGCUUCUCAAAAGGAUUCUAUGGUUGAGAAUGUGGGUAAGGAGAAUAGUUCUUGGGAUAAGCCAAUGAAUACUGAUCCUGUCAGCCAGCAUGAAACUGAAGAUCAAGUUCCAGUUCAAAGUGACGAGACAGAAGUAAGCAUGGGUAGUACAGAGAGAACAGCGGAUAUUAGAAGAUUCCAGUCCUUCAUCCAGGAAGCAAAAGCUUUCCUUGCAAGAAGAUGGGAAGAAGCUCUGGCAUCAGAUCAUGUGGUAUUGCAUAUUAGCUCUGACUCGGAAUCUUCAUCGUCCGAAGAAACGCAGGAUUCUAUAGCAGAUACCAAAUUGCCAAACCCGGAUUGAUGAAGUCUGCAAAGGGAACCAAGAUAAAGUAUGUUCCCAAACGGAAAACAAAUACUUGAUGUGAAAGAAUAAAUUGGAUUAGUUUAGUUGUACAGAUAUACAGAGUUUGAUUUUGUUGCCAAUUAGUUUGUUAUCAGACGUCCAAGUUUUAUCGGAUGGUCUUCUGCCACAAUGUUGAAAGCAGGUUUUGCCUGAUUUCUUUUUUCUUCCGCCCUUUUCCUCCUAAAAGAUUUCAUAUGGGAUAUAUAGGCUACUUAGUUCUUUUUUUUUUCUUUUUUAGUUGUUAUAGUUACCAUUUUUUUUAAUAAACUUCUUUUCUUUCCGUACAUGUUUACUUUUACUUUUUGGAUCCAUUGUUGUCGUGAUAAUCAGGCUAAAUAAGUUCUGACGACGUCACUAGCUGAUGAAAUAUUU
Vigna umbellata (rice bean) is the source of this 2556-nucleotide messenger RNA. The record is from RefSeq and is a predicted model, not a curated record. NCBI's taxonomy places the organism in Eukaryota, Viridiplantae, Streptophyta, Magnoliopsida, Fabales, Fabaceae.